AUGGCCGCAUACGUAGGACCCUUGAAGGAGGAACUGGAGGCGGCUGACAAAGAUAAGAACGUUCAGGGGUGGCCCAAGUGGGGCAUGCCUGUCACGGACGGGGAGUCGCUUAUGGCUCAGCGCGCCAACAUCAUUUCCAAAUUGUCUGAUCUUGGCGCAGAGGAGGGGCAGUUUUUGCAUCGCACGCUGGCGCGCCCUCGGUACGGUGCCGAGGAGGAAACGCGUAUAGAUCUUGCAGUCGACGAGGACGGACUUGUCCGUGCAGGGCAGGACAGCAUUGCCGGCCGCGGCAUCUCGGUGCAUUACGCGUCGCUCGUGAAAGAAGGCGACGUGAAGGACGCCUUGGUCCGCAAACACGCCCUCCUCAUCAAGCAGUCGGUGUUCGAGCAGGUCAAGCUGCAGAAGGUCAAGGGGAACAAGCAGACGGAGAGGGUGGCGAGGCACGAUGCGAUGGUGAAGAAGAACGUGGUCGACUACCUCAAAGAGGUAGACGCGGCGUUCGGUGACCGGGGCACCCGCCAGUUUUGGCUCGGCAUCUGCUGCGUCCGGCCGAUCCCCACUGGCUCCCCGCCUCUGCUGUCCUGCUGCCAGUGUGCGCCGACUGAGCGGCGUGAGGGCGACUGCUUCACGGUCAAGCCCGAUCCCGUGAACAAGGGUGGUGCGUAUGAUGACGUGCCAGGUGCGUGGGAGCACCACCUCGUGACGCCUGUCCACAACAUGAGCCAGCUGACCACGGACCUGUUUGGCUUUGCGUACGGGCCGAAUGACGACAAUUCUGGCUGGGAGCCGUGCCUGUACGGCGCCCUCGCCCUCCAAGCCGGUGCUGGGGCUCCCGUGUUCAAGAUGUAUCGCCCACCAAAGGCCCCCCAGGUCCUUGUCGACGCUCACUACGUUCUCCGCGAGUACUUUGAGUUUCUUGUGCGCAACGAUGAGAACGACGUGGCGUUCCUCGUCCUGGACGAGCUCGAGCGCCUUGAAGGCCAGGAGUGGGAUGAGUCGCGUGGCGAGCCAUGCCUCCCUCCGAGCGCUGUGGUCUUGCUGGAGCAGGGCGUCGUGUUUGGGUGCUUCGACCCGAUGCGCACGGACGUUGAAGCGUUGCGCAUGCUGGCUUUCCGCUCCGCGCCCGGCGUUCUCCUUUACUCGUCCGCACCUCUCGUUUCCCCCCGGGCGCGGCGCUGCCACCCGUCGCACGAGGAGAUGCGCGCGGCCGUGUGCCGGGCGCUGGAGGCUGUUGACCCUGAUGAGUGGUCGGAGGGUGCUGCCGCCGCCGCCGAGGUGCUGCGGUCGUCGCCAUCUGUCUCAUUUGCCGCUGCUGCGGCGUCGACGCUGGUCACUGUGGCCGGCCUCGGCGACGCGCGCGAAUUCAUCGUCUCUGCUCUGGAGGAUGACGAACGCCUCGCUCGCCUCGUCCUCAACGCUGUUGCCGACACGUGCGCAUCCGAGGCGAAGGCCACGCCACGGUCACUUGGUGCAGUUGUCCCUUACGUGCCUCCUAUGGCAGAGCUCGAGCACGACGCCCUCCUGGUCAACAUCGUGCCUGUGACUUGCGCUGCUGCGCCCGAGUGGGCGGACCGGUACGACACGUUUGUUCCUGAUUUUUACCACGUCAUGCGCCCUGUCCAGCGGCGCGCCGGAGCCGCCCUCCAGGUUCUCUACGUCGACAACCACCGUCUCGCCGUGGGGGAAACGCUUCUGCUCCGAACCGCUAUCGAUGCUGACGAGAGGACACAGUACCUCGACGCCCUCGCGUCGAUCCCUCUCUUCCGCUGGACACGGUCUCAUUCUGCCGUCGGCGUCCGGCCGGGCAACGAUCUCGGCGAUCAGUUCUUCCUCCUUUUCUCCGACUCGGCGGCGCUUCUCGACAUCGCGACGUCCGCUGCCCGCCGCAAGUUCUCGUCCGCGCUUGCUCCCACUUUGGCCCGGUACCGGCUGAGGCUCGACUCCUCCCACGAGGAGGUGAAGGUUGAUUGA
Molecule: messenger RNA, 1971 nt
Organism: Thecamonas trahens ATCC 50062
Lineage: Eukaryota; Apusomonadida; Apusomonadidae
Exons: 1
Coding region: 1-1971 (656 amino acids)
Source: RefSeq, a predicted model, not a curated record